Messenger RNA from Syngnathoides biaculeatus (alligator pipefish), 1644 nucleotides. RefSeq names its product cholinergic receptor, muscarinic 5a (gene chrm5a). The transcript has a single exon. Lineage: Eukaryota; Metazoa; Chordata; Actinopteri; Syngnathiformes; Syngnathidae. Bases 67 to 1644 code for a protein of 525 amino acids. Gene Ontology annotation, biological process: adenylate cyclase-inhibiting G protein-coupled acetylcholine receptor signaling pathway; chemical synaptic transmission; G protein-coupled receptor signaling pathway, coupled to cyclic nucleotide second messenger. Gene Ontology annotation, molecular function: G protein-coupled acetylcholine receptor activity; G protein-coupled serotonin receptor activity. Gene Ontology annotation, cellular component: dendrite; plasma membrane; synapse. The record is from RefSeq and is a predicted model, not a curated record.
ACCUAAAUUAAGGAUCUUUUUUUUUAUACAGGAAAUGUCACAUUCAAAGUGUUGCAUGAUGGUGGGAUGCAACUGAAGCGCACGACCAUGGAAGCGAAGCGUGUACUAAAUGCCACGGUUAACAGCAGCACAAUGGACGUCCAACUGGUCACGCACAGUCUCUGGGAGGUGGUCACCAUAGCGACCGUGUCGGCCAUUGUCAGCCUCGUCACCAUCGUGGGGAACGUCCUGGUGAUGGUCUCCUUUAAAGUCAACAGCCAACUGAAGACGGUGAACAAUUACUACCUGCUGAGUCUGGCGGCUGCGGACCUCAUCAUCGGUGUCUUCUCCAUGAACCUGUACACCUCCUACAUCCUGAUGGGUUACUGGGCCUUGGGGAACCUGUCCUGCGACCUGUGGUUGGCCGUGGACUACGUGGCCAGCAACGCCUCGGUCAUGAACCUGCUGGUGAUCAGUUUCGACAGGUACUUCUCCAUCAGCAGGCCUCUCACCUACAGAGCCAAGCGGACUCCGAAGCGGGCCGGCGUCAUGAUAGGCUUGGCCUGGCUGGUCUCCCUCGCUUUGUGGGCGCCGCCCAUCCUAUGCUGGCAAUACUUUGUGGGGAAAAGAACUGUCCCCGAGAGACAAUGCCAGAUUCAGUUUUUCUCCGAGCCCAUUAUAACAUUCGGAACAGCUAUUGCAGCGUUUUAUAUCCCCGUGUCGGUCAUGACCAUCCUCUACUGUCGGAUCUACAGAGAGACGGAAAAACGGACCAAGGAUUUAGCAGAGCUUCAGGGAGUCAACCAGUCCACGCAGCGUGACGUCACCCAUCCUCCGAUUAUCCGAUCGUGUUUUAGCUGUAAACUGAGGUCUGCGUCACAAGACCGCACUCAAGCCUCCUGGUCGUCCUCGAGCAGGAGCCACGUUGCCAGGUCCACCGCUUCCACCAACGAGGAGUGGUCUAAAGGUGGUCAGCUGACCACCUACAACAGCUACGCCUCCUCUGAAGAUGAAGACAGGUCCGUGUCUCCGGGGGCCUCGCAGCCCUCCGAGAACCAGGUUUGCGAGAGCGGCAGGGGCACGGCGGGCAGCGAGCGCGAACAGCUGAGCAGCUACGACGAGGACAGUUUCUUCCAAACGAUCCCCAAAAGCAACUCCCAGAGGAGUAGCAAGUGCGUGUCGUACAAGUUCAAACCCGCAGCCCAAGACACUCUGGCGCCACACCAGAGCAAAAACGGCGACUCUAAAAGAACGUUCUCUUCGGCAGAGUCCGUGAGCGCUCCGGCCGCCUCUUCAUCAUCUAAGGAUGUCACGCUGAAGAACCACAUGACAAAGAGGAAGAGGAUGGUCCUGAUUAAAGAGAGGAAAGCUGCUCAGACGCUGAGCGCCAUAUUGCUGGCCUUCAUCCUAACGUGGACGCCGUACAACAUCAUGGUGCUGAUUUCCACCUUCUGCUCGGAUUGCAUCCCUCUCUCCCUGUGGCACCUCGGCUACUGGCUGUGCUACGUCAACAGCACCGUCAACCCCAUGUGCUACGCCCUCUGCAACAAGACUUUCCAAAAGACCUUCCGCACGCUUUUACUCUGCCAGUGGAAGAAGAAGCGGAUUGAGGAGAAACUCUACUGGUACGGACAAAACCAAAUGGUUGGAACCAAACUUACUUGA